This is a messenger RNA of Notothenia coriiceps (black rockcod), 1173 nucleotides long. RefSeq names its product receptor-type tyrosine-protein phosphatase mu-like. The record is from RefSeq and is a predicted model, not a curated record. The transcript has 8 exons. Lineage: Eukaryota; Metazoa; Chordata; Actinopteri; Perciformes; Nototheniidae. Gene Ontology annotation, cellular component: membrane. Gene Ontology annotation, molecular function: protein binding. Bases 1 to 1173 code for a protein of 390 amino acids.
AUGCCUGUGGUUAAGGCUUACACACAGGAAGAACACAAGCCCUCAUUUACCGACCGGCUCGCAAUCUGUACAGGAGCAGUGGGAGGUUACCAAGGUGAUUGUAACUUUGAGAAGCCGCUAGCAGCAUGUGGGUACAGCCAAGGCAGAGACGAUGACCUCGACUGGGAGCAGGCCAAUACCAGAGAGAAGCCUUCAUCAGAUCCAUGGCUGCCCUCAGGUUCGGCCUUCAUGAUGAUGAAUACGUCGGGACGCUUUGCAGGGCAGAAGGCUCUGCUGCUGACACCCCAGCUGAGGGAGAAUGACACCCACUGCGUUACCUUUCACUACUACAUAGGAGGCAGAGACAACAGCCACCCAGGACACCUGAACGUCUACAUCAAGGAGAACAACAGUCCCAUGGGGAUGCCGGUGUGGAACGUGUCCGGCUCGGCCACCCGCUCCUGGGGACAGGUGGAGCUGGCCGUCAGCACCUACUGGCCCAACUUCUACCAGAUUGUGUUUGAAGCCGUAACCUCAGGGCAGCGUGGCUUGCUGGCCAUCAAAGACGUCGUGGUCCAGGGCCACCAGUGCAUGAACACACCUCACUUCCUGACCAUAAAGGGAGUGGAGGUCAACGCUGGACAGACGGCAUCUUUUCACUGCACUGUCAAUGGACGCAAAAGGGACAAUUUCCGCCUCUGGCUUCAGGGCAUCGGUGGACGGGAGGCUCCGAUGAAAGCCACAAAACCUUGGAACAACCGGCGCUUCAUUGGCACUUUUGAUGUAGAGAACACAACCAAGGGUGACUCGGGCCGCUACCGCUGCAUCGUCCACUCAGACAAAGGGGUUGGAGUGUCCAAUUAUGGCGAACUAACCAUAAAACAGCCCCCAGUGCCCAUCGCACCCCCCCAGCUGACUGCCGUCGGAGCCACCUACCUUUGGAUCCAGCUCAACGCCAACUCCAUCAACGGGGACGGUCCCAUCACCGACAGGGAGGUGGAGUACCGCACUGUUUCCGGCACCAUGUACGACCUGCAGCCCGUAGACAAGACCACACACAAGAUCGGCCACCUGGACCCUGACACAGAGUACGAGAUCAGUGUUCUGCUGACCAGACCUCUGGAGGGAGGCACCGGAGCGCCCGGACCCCCUCUGAGGGCCAGGACCAGAUGUGCAGCUUUGAGCGAGAAUUAA